Beta vulgaris subsp. vulgaris (sugar beet) is the source of this 1345-nucleotide messenger RNA. RefSeq names its product E3 ubiquitin protein ligase DRIP2. NCBI's taxonomy places the organism in Eukaryota, Viridiplantae, Streptophyta, Magnoliopsida, Caryophyllales, Amaranthaceae. The transcript is spliced from 5 exons. Gene Ontology annotation, molecular function: ubiquitin-protein transferase activity. The coding region runs from base 518 to 1345 and encodes 275 amino acids. The record is from RefSeq and is a predicted model, not a curated record.
UUCAGAGAUAGCGCAGGUACAUUAUUGAUGGCUGCUGCCACAAGGAUGAAUGUGGAAUGGGAUGCUAGACUCGCUGAAGCUGCGGCAGCUCGUUUCGGGGUGAUGAUGGCUCGUCGAAUGCAAUAUCCGAAGGUGUGGCUGGAAGGUGAUGCUAUGACAAUUAUCUCGGCCGUGAGAGGAAAGGAGCGAGGCUACGCCCCAUUCUUUUCUUUAAUAUCUGAUGUAAUUACCCUUAGUGAGGGUUUUGAAGAGUUUCGAUGUAGCCAUGUUAGAAGAGCGGGGAAUACCGUUGCUCACUUAGUAGCGAGAUGGGAAGUGAACUUCCAUAGUGAACGUAUUUGUAUGCACUCUUUUCCCCAAAGUGUGACAUCUUUGGUGGAGCUUGAUUUAACAUAAUAAAACGGUUUCUCGCGUUUCCUCUCAAAAAAUAUUAUGUUAUACACUAAGAGUUUUUAUUUAUGAGUAAUCUAUACAGCAAAAGAUUGAUAGAGAUAAAGAAGUUAAAGGACCAUUGGAAAUGACAUGUGACCUAAACCAACUUCCGAAUCUCAUAGAAGACGAAGAUCUAAGCAAAUCAAAGUCCAUUGCAAUUUACGAUCAAUCUAUAAUAGAUACUCCUCUUCACAAGAACAAGAGUCACGAGCUCAAAGGCAAAGGCAAAGGCAAGGAAAGUAUAGAGGAUACCUUUUCAUCGGAAUUAUCUAAGCACAAGAUAAAACACAAUAUUGAUGACGAAGAUGUACAAAUGUUUGCAAGAAAAGUUGAUCUAAAUGACCCCCCAAAUCUCCCAAUAACAGACAAUUUAAGCAAGUCUAAAGGCAAGGAAAAAAUGGUGGUAGUAGGGCACAAUGAAGAGGAUUCUUUAAGUACAAUGAAAUCUGAAUUACUUAAAAAAGUUAGGAGGCGUCAAACAAAAGUGGCAAUAUCUCAACCAACCAACCAACAAGAGAAUGCACCUAUUGACACUGUUGUCAAAGUCACAACAAGAAGACCUGAAGGAAUAUCAACCCCAAUUUGGUUCACUUUAGUUGCUGCCAAAGACCAGAAAGGAGAGGCAUCAUUACCACAUAUAUCACCCAAUUGUUUGCGUAUAAAGGAUGAAAACUUGCCUAUUUCAGUUGUUAGAAAGUACAUCGCCAAAAAACUCAAUCUCACUAAUGAACAUGAGGUGGAGAUAAUGUUACAUGGUCAUCCUGUGAUUCCUUCAUUGAGACUUCGUAACCUUGUGGAUGUUUGGUGUCAAACUGCACCAAGUGGAACUCAGGAAAUCCAAACCUCAGUUGGGAACUCAGCUAAAGACUUUGUGUUGCUUCUAUCCUAUGCUAGAAAAGUGGCAUCUCCUUAA